CUACCUCAGAAAUACAGCAUACGCGUUCCAAGGUACUUAUAUUUCAGUGCCCAUAAGUAAAUUACUCACAAUCUUAUGAACGGCACCGUUUUAUAAGUAUAAAACUCAAGAAAUAUCCGACGUGUAAAAUAUUAAUUUUUUCAACAUAUUUAUCUUACAGAAAAUUUAAUUCCAGUUCAUAAUGAACAGUUCAACCGAUCCACGACGUCCUGACAAGGAAGUUAAAUACAAACCAUCAUUAGCAACUAGUCAAGCUCAGCCUGGAGAUGAUUUAACUCCUGACUACAUGAAUAUAUUAGGAAUGAUUUUUAGCAUGUGUGGUUUAAUGAUGCGAUUAAAAUGGUGUGCAUGGGUAGCUUUAUAUUGUUCUUGCAUUAGCUUUGCCAAUUCUAGAAUUACUGAUGAUACAAAGCAAAUUUUAAGUAGUUUUAUGUUAUCUAUAUCUGCUGUUGUUAUGUCCUAUUUACAAAACCCACAACCUAUGACACCACCUUGGGCUACUGCCAUACAAUAAUUUGUUACAUAUGGUUUAACGUAAUCGAGAUCAUUAUUACAAACAAGAUUGCUCCAUUGAAUAUUGAAAUAUGAGAACAGCUACCAAUUAUGAAUACUAUUUUUUGCAAGGAGCUUCACACUAAUGACUUUUAUAAGAUAUUUGUAAAUUUAUGAAUUAAUGCAUUUUAAUGUAAACAUUGCAGAAAUAAAAGUAUCAAUGAUUCCCUGUACAAUA
Cephus cinctus (wheat stem sawfly) is the source of this 730-nucleotide messenger RNA. RefSeq names its product protein Asterix. Gene Ontology annotation, cellular component: endoplasmic reticulum membrane. The record is from RefSeq and is a predicted model, not a curated record. The transcript is spliced from 2 exons. NCBI's taxonomy places the organism in Eukaryota, Metazoa, Arthropoda, Insecta, Hymenoptera, Cephidae. Gene Ontology annotation, biological process: protein insertion into ER membrane. Gene Ontology annotation, molecular function: protein folding chaperone. The coding region runs from base 182 to 514 and encodes 110 amino acids.